Hibiscus syriacus is the source of this 1440-nucleotide messenger RNA. Its product is annotated as integrin-linked protein kinase 1-like. Lineage: Eukaryota; Viridiplantae; Streptophyta; Magnoliopsida; Malvales; Malvaceae. The coding region runs from base 33 to 1292 and encodes 419 amino acids. The transcript is spliced from 13 exons. Gene Ontology annotation, molecular function: ATP binding; protein binding; protein kinase activity. The record is from RefSeq and is a predicted model, not a curated record. Gene Ontology annotation, biological process: protein phosphorylation.
UGAUUUUAGUUGUUCUGUUUCUGUUAUAAUCGAUGGCGAUGAAGUUUAUGUUAGGGAAGCAAUCGUCGCUGGCGCCGGUGAGAGACAGAGGCGAACCGGAUGGAAGAGAGGAAGGAGACGAUAUAGAUGAAGGAGUUAGGCUGAUGUACUUAUCCAACGAAGGUGACUUGGACGGCAUCCGCGAGCUCUUAGACUCCGGGAUCAACGUUAAUUUCCGCGACAUCGAUGAUCGGACGGCUCUCCAUGUCGCCGCCUGUCAAGGACAGAACGAUGUCGUUUCUUUGCUCAUUCAAUAUGGCGCCACCGUCAAUUCUAAAGAUCGCUGGGGAAGCACUCCUUUGGAGGAUGCUAUAUAUUAUAAGAAUCAUGAAGUGAUUAAGCUUUUGGAGAAGCAUGGAGCUAAGCCUUUGAUGGCUCCAAUGCAUGUAAAUCACGCUCGUGAAGUCCCGGAGUACGAAAUAGACCCAAAAGAACUUGAUUUUACUAACAGCGUCAACAUUACUAAGGGAACCUUUUGUAUAGCCUCAUGGCGUGGAACAAAAGUAGCUGUAAAAAAGCUUGGGGAUGAAGUUAUCGCUGACGAGAAUAAAGUGAGGGCAUUUAGAGACGAACUUGCGUUAUUUCAGAAAAUUCGACAUCCAAAUGUAGUCCAAUUUCUUGGUGCAGUAACUCAGAGUAGUCCAAUGAUGAUUGUGACGGAAUAUCUACCCAAGGGAGAUUUACGAGCUUAUUUGAAAGGAAAAGGAGCAUUGCAACCAAUAAUGGCUCUGCGGCUUGCACUAGAUAUUGCAAGGGGAAUGAAUUAUUUGCAUGAGAACAAACCACCAAUAAUACAUCGUGAUCUCGAGCCUUCAAACAUUUUGCGGGAUGACUCUGGACAUCUCAAAGUCGCAGAUUUCGGCGUUAGCAAGCUUCUCACAGUUAAAGAAGUUAAACCUCUAACAUGUCUGGAGACAUCUUGCCGAUAUGUCGCUCCAGAGGUUUUCAAAAACUACGACUAUGAUACCAAAGUGGAUGUGUUUUCAUUUGCUCUGAUCCUACAGGAGAUGAUUGAAGGCUGCCCACCAUUUUGUACAAAGCUAGACAAUGAAGUUCCCAAGGCAUAUGCAUCAAGGGAGCGUCCACAUUUCAAAGCUCCAUCAAAGUAUUAUGCCCAUGGACUCAAAGAGUUAAUCGAGGAUUGCUGGAACGAGAAGCCCGCUAAGCGACCAACGUUUAGACAGAUAAUAAAAAGACUGGAAUCCAUUCACAACAGUUUCAGUCAUAAAAAAGUUGGAAGAUUAGGCCAUUAAAGUGGUUCCACAAUCUGGAGGAAAUGCUGAAGAAAGAUCAUUCAAGUCCGAGCGGAUCGUCUCGUUCCACCGGCAGAUUAUGAGUGACUGAAGCUAUUCUUCCACAGCUUAAUAUAUAAUUGUGCAUAAAAUUUUCAUACCGUUGUCU